UUUCGCGCGUUCAAAGGUCAAAGUUGAUUCUCCCGUCAUGCCGUGCUGUGAUCAGAACGAGGCAGAAAUCCGGGGUCUGGAGAAAAUGGCGACCAUUUCAGUUUCCAGUAUGAUUAGCUGAAACCUGACCUGAAGCAGCCAUGAAAAUAGACAGAACCAAGCUGAAGAAAACAGUCUCAGAAGUGCCUGCUGACUGUAAGGCGCUGAUCGAGCACCUGAAGACUGUACCAUUGGAGGAGCUGCCGGGGGUGCUGGACAGCAUCAAGACUUGGAACUAUGGCAAGUGUGAGUUAGUCCACUGGAUCGAUGUGCUGGACCGAUUUGACACCGUUCUGGAGGAGGCGUGCCUGACACCCCCCGGUGCAGAAUGGACCCUUCCGAUCGACAGGCCAGACAUGGCGCAGUUGAAGGAGCGGCUGUUAAAAGUGCUGCAGUUCACAGCUCUGCUGAUAGAGCACAGCUUCUCCAGGCACCUCUACAACUCCAUGGAGCAUGUGACGCGGCUGUUAUCCUCCUCCGACAUGGGGCUGGUGCUGCCUGUUCUGAACCUCCUGUACGUGUUCAGUAAGAGGUCCAACUUCAUCACUCGUCUGGCCGCUGAGAAGAGACAAACUCUCCUGGGCAGGCUGCAACACCUGGCAGAGAGCUGGGGAGGAAAGGAAAACGGGUUUGGGCUGGCAGAGUGCUGCCAAGAUCUCCCCUUCACGAGUUACCCCGCCAGUGCAACGACCUUGCACUUCGAGUUCUACACAGAAGUUUCAGAUGAGAAAACCACAUCUGGGAAAAAGCCUGUGAAUACAGUCCAGUGUAUCCACAUCGAGAAUGUCGACAAAGUUGCCCAGAGCCCAGCUGAGAUCAUGGAAAAUCUCCUGAAGGUGUAUAAUGUACCCAAGGACAAACAGAUGCUGCUGUUCACCCAUAUUAGAUUAGCCUACUGUUUCUCAGACUACCGCCUCAGACUACAAUGUGUACAGGCCAGGUUACAGGCCCUGUCCGUUCUAGUGUACUCCGCCGCCCUACAAGACAAUGCCAACACCCUACUGUACAACGGGCUCAUAGAAGAGUUGGUUGAUGUACUCCAGUUGAAUGAUACCCGACUUACGGAAAUCAAAGCAGCGUCGUUGAGAACGUUAACAGCGAUCAUCCAUCUGGAGAGGAACCCCAAGCUGGGCAACAUUAUCGACGCCACGGGCGCGGCCUCGUACCACGGCUUCCUGCCUGUCCUGGUCAGGAGCUGCAUCCACGCCAUGACAGACCCGAACGAGAGCCCGUUCCCCCAGCCCUUCGCCACGGCCCUGUUCUCCUUCCUGUAUCACCUGGCCAGCUAUGAAGCAGGAGGAGAAGCGCUGGUGUCCUGUGGUAUGAUGGAGUCACUGCUCAAGGUCAUCAACUGGCUGGGAGACGACCAGGACAACAUCAUCUUUGUGACGAGAGCGGUGCGAGUUGUUGACCUGAUCACCAACCUGGACAUGACGUCGUUCCAGACCCACAGCGGGCUCAGCUGCUUCAUCAACAGACUAGAGCAUGAAGUAGAGAUCUGUAGAAAAGAGUGCCCGUUCGUCAUCACUCCCAUCAUCAGUGCAGAGGAUGGGGAGGAGGAGGAGGAACGUCCGGAGGAGGAGAACAGGGAGGGGGAGGUCGCCACGGAAACCAGGAACCAAUCAGAGGAGGGGGCAGUUGCCAUGGAAACGGAAACGGCAGCCAGCACGUCAAGUGGUUCGUCGGACGUUCCCAUGGAGAUGGAUGGCCCGUCACCCGCCAGCACCAGCUCCAUGUCCGAGGACACCCGGACGGAAACCAGCGCCAAAAAGCCAGACUGUCAGAAGCAGUGUUUCCCCCAGAGAGCAGCGCUGAUGAAAUCCAUGCUCAACUUCUUAAAGAAAGCCAUUCCCGACCCCGCCUUCUCAGAUAGUAUAAGACAUGUAAUGGACGGCUCCCUGCCUGUGUCCCUGAAACACAUCAUCAGCAAUGCUGAGUACUACGGACCCUCCCUAUUCCUAUUAGCGACUGAUGUAGUGACAGUGUACGUGUUCCAAGAACCCUCGCUCCUGUCUUCCUUACAAGACAACGGCCUUACAGAUGUGGUGCUGCAUGCCCUCCUCAUUAAAGAUGUGCCAGCCACCAGAGAGGUUCUGAGUGCCCUGCCUAACGUGUUCAGCGCCCUCUGUCUGAACCAGCGGGGACUGCAGGCCUUCGUGCGCUGUCGUCCGUUUGACAAACUGUUCAAAGUGCUGCUGUCUGAGGCAUACCUGCCUGCCAUGAGGAGACGGAGAAGCUCCGAUACGUUAGGUGACACGGCGUCUAACCUGGGUAAUGCCAUGGACGAGCUGAUGAGACACCAGCCUACACUGAGGACGGACCUGCUGGAACAAGUGUGUGCAAUGGGCCAAGAUGCCAAAUUCAUCUGUACGAAACCAGACACCAAGGCCACGCCUAACAACCAGUCGCCACGGCAACCGGUGCUGGAGGAGACCUACAGCGAGGACGAGGAGGAGGAAGAUGACGUGUCAAGUACCACCAGCCAAACCAGCGCCUCCAAGGGACAGGCGCCGGAACUGCAGGAGACCAAAGUCCCUGGGACCGAAGAGGCCAGAACCCCCAUUCCACUGCUGGACUAUGUGCUAAAUGUGAUGAAGUUUGUGGAGUCAAUCCUGAGCAACAACACGACGGACGACCACUGCCGGGAGUUCGUCACGCAGAAGGGCCUGGUGCCCCUGCUGGACAUCCUGGGACUCCCCAACCUGCCCAUCGACUUCCCGACAUCCCCCGCCUGCCAGGCCGUGGCCGGGGUCUGCAAGUCCAUCCUGACGCUAGCCCACGAGCCGCAGGUGCUGAAGCAAGGCCUGCUGAAGCUGAACGAAGUCCUGGAGGCGUUGGAGCCGCUAUACCAGCCGCUGGACCCACCAGGAGGCUCCGUACUGCUGCGGGAGCUCGCCAACUCCGCAGCCAAUCCCGACGCAGUGCUGUCGUCACGGGACACGCCCCUUCUCCACGCCAUGGCGGCCGCGCACUCCUACAUCCUGAUGUUUGUGCACGUCUGCAGGGUCGGACAGACGGACAUCCGCUCGAUGUCCGUGAGCCACUGGGGGUCAGACCUGGGUCAGAAUGUGCUGAAGGGGCUGAGCAGGCUGUACCAGUCGCUGGUGUGGGAGAGCACCGUGCUGCUGUCCCUCUGCACGCCGGGGGCUCUGCCUGACGACUGCGAGUUCGGCAAGUCCGACAUGACCAAACUCCUACCCAAGGACGACGCCAAGUCUUCCAGGAACAAGCUUGACGCGGGGAAGCUUGAUGCCGACAAACCUGGCACAAGCGCAGAGAGCGAUAGAACUGAGGAUGCUGUAUCGGAGAUGGAAGUCUCGCCCAUGGAGGUUGAAGAUGUGGGUUUGAACGAUGCAGACAAGAAGCUGAAGAUUUCCCCUCAGCUCGCUGCUCAGAUUAAGCAGAUCAAGCCGUUGCUGUCUGCGUCGUCUCGGCUCGGGCGCGCGCUGGCGGAGCUGUUUGGGCUGCUGGUGAAGCUGUGCGUGGGGUCGCCGGUCCGCCAGCGCAGCCGCCAGCACCCCCAGGGGAGCAGCACCGCCCCCACCCCCGCCGCACGCGCCACCGCCGCCUCCCUCACCAGGCUGCUCGCCUCAGGGCUCUGCUGGGAGCCGCCGCCAAGCUGCCCCACUCCUAAGUUUAGGUUAACGUUCUUCAUCUGCUCUGUGGGCUUCACGUCUCCGAUGCUGUUUGAUGAGAAGAAGUUCCCGUAUCACCUCAUGCUGCAGAAAUUCCUGUCCUCGGGGGGCCUGGACGCACUCUUCGAGACAUUCCAUUGGACGCUGACCCACGGGGGGAAGGUUUCCCUGCAGGAGGGACUGGAGCACCCAGAACUGCCAGAUGGUUCGGGAGAGUUCCUGGAUGCCUGGCUGAUGCUGGUGGAGAAGAUGGUGAAUGUGAAGAACGUUCUGGAGUCUCCGCACACGCUGCCCGCCAAACCCUCCGCCACCGCGCCCGGCUUCGUACCGUUCAGCUCCGUACAGUUCCUCGUACACGUCCAUAAGGCUGCCUUCAAGGCUGUGAUGCACCUGUGGGAUAAGAAGCCCCUGAAGACGUACGGGGCGAGGAUGUCGGAGUCGAUGCUGGCCAUGUUCUGCCACAUCCUGAAGGGAGAGAAGACCAUCCAGGAGCGGCUGGAGAAGGAGAGGCAGGGAGAGGAGGCGGAGAAGGAGGCGCAGGCGGCUGCGGUUGCCGCGGGAACGGACGGAGCUGCCGCAGCCCCUGCUGCAGCCGCCGCCGCUGCUGCAGCAGGGGCUGCGGCGCCGGCGAGACCACGGGAACCGGACUUCAACCAGGCACAUCUACAACAGCUGAUGGACAUGGGUUUCACUCGGGAGCAUGCUGUGGAGGCGCUGACUCACACCACCUCACUGGAGCAGGCAACCGAGUACUGCCUCACGCACCCCCCUCCCAUCCCGCUGGCUGCACAGGAGCUAGCGGAUGGGAUCGGGAUGUCAGAGGAAGAUCAGCUCAGCAGAGCUAUCGCUAUGUCGCUUGGAGCCAACGUUAACCCAGAGGAGGAGGCUAAGAAGAAGGAGGAGGAAGACAGGAAGAAAAGAGAACAGGAAGAAGCAGAGAGAGACAAACAGAAGGAGGAGGAGCCGCUGGACCCUCAGCUGGUGGCAGAGUUCACCGAGAACCUCCUGCCGGGUUGUUUGCGUCUGGUUGACGCUCUGCCGGACACCGUGUACCGUGUUUGUGACCUGCUGCUGGUGGCAGUGAAGAGGAACGACGCGGCUUGGCGAGACAAGAUGCUGGUGGACGUGGCAGGACAGAUCCACUCCUGCGCUGUCGUCCUGCUGGAGGCCGCUGCGCCGCUGAGAGCCGGCGACGACAGGACGGUUCAGGACUGGUCCAACCAGCUGUCCAACCUGGCGCAGGCGGCGCAACUGUCCGCCAGGGCGCAUCUCUUCUCUCUGCUGUUUGAGGAGCUUCGCCAGCCCUGUGCCCAGGUACUGGAGGAUUCUGGGCUGGUCUCAGUCCUGGUCAGUCUACUGGAGACAGCUCAGCAGUGUCUGUCUGCCUGCAAGGAUGCUCCAACACCAAAGUGGCUGGCCCCUGUGGUGCUGCUGGUUGACCUGUACCAGAAGAUGGCAGUAUCCAGCAAGAGGAGGAACGCCAUCACCAAGGAGCUGGAGUCCCACACCUGGAAGUGGUUUGAUGACAGAACCGGGCGAUGGUGCAACUACAGCGCCAGUAACAACGCCACCAUAGACCAGGCAUACAGGGCUGGGGAGGCCACUGUUAGGUUCACGGCGGGCCGGCGGCGCUACAUCGUCCACUUCGGCACCAUGGUUCAGAUUAACGAGGAGACGGCCAACAGGAGACCCAUCAUGCUCGCCCUGCCCCCCAAGGAGGAUAAGGACAAGGACAACAGCAAGGAGAAGGAAAAGCUGAAGGAGAAGCGCGCCUCGGCAAAGGCUUUCCUGCAGAAGGUGGUGGGAACGGGCGCGGGGACGGGCGCGGGAGCGGGGACGGGCGCUGGACCCGACCAGACUGAGGCUGAGGCUGCCGAUGAGGAGAAUACAGAGGAGAAGAAAGUAGAACCUGAGCAGAAGAUGGAGACAGAUGAAACUGCUGCACCCAAGGAAGAGGAGAAGAAGAAAGAAGAGAAGAAAGUUCCAGAGGAGGAGGCCAGACUGAUCAAGGGUCUGGCAUCAGAGCAGAUCUCAACACUCGUCAGGGCGUGCGUUGGGUUGAUUGGGAUCCCGGUGGACCCAGACACGCUUCACGCGGUGAUGCGCCUGUGCCUGCGCUGCACCAGAGAACACCAACACGCGCUCCAGUUCGCUGACCUCGGCGGGACCAAGCUGAUCCUCGACCUCAAGCAGAGUUCCGCCUUCACGGGAUUCAACGGGCUGGCGACGCUACUGAUCAGACACGUGUUAGAGGAACCCAACACACUCAGGCACACCAUGGAGAAGGCUGUUCGUGGGACAGCGGCGGGCGGUACGGGCAGUAACGUGCUGGGUGUGGCGGCGGGAAGUCUGGGGUCGAGAGAGUUCCACUACCUGCUGAGAAUACUGGGUCCCGCAGCCUGCAGGAGUGCCGAACUGUUCCGGGAAACCGCGUGGAACGCUCUACGCAUCGCUCUGCCCCCGCCUUCUAGAAGAGGAAAUCUAGUUGUUGUUGCAGCCUCAGAUGAAGAGGAGUACAACAGGGUGCUGGGUCCCAACGCAGUCCAGCUGCUCAAGACGGCAUCCUCCAAGCCUUUUGCCCCUCCUCCGCUGGAAGGGGUCAUCAAGGAGGUGAUGUACGACCUUCUGAACGCGCUCGCCACGCAGCCCACGGAAACUAGCCCUGAAGGCGCGCCCAACACGGCAGAGUCCGACACGGAGACGGGGGAGGCGGUCAUGAACUUCGGUAACGAGACUGGCGCGCAGGCCAUCCGGCGCCAGAACAGCGUCACAGAGCUGGACGGGGGGUCGGAGUACGACAGCGGAACCUACCAGCUGUCCGGUAGUGACAUCUUCGUGAGUGCCCCGAGCAGCAGAGCAACCAGCACGGAGAAUCUGGACCAGCAGGGCACCGAGCCCGACGACAAGGCCAAGGACAAGGCUGCCGCUGAGCAGAAGGCAAAGGCCGCAGCAAACCGGCCGCUCAUGACGAAAUCCGCCAUUUUAAAACUGCUGGCAGAGCUGGUGCGAUCGUACGCUAGCGUGGCUCUGCAGAUCUCACAGUACCAUUAUACAGCAGGGCAGGUGGAUGGCAUCAAGGAGGACGGCACGGUGCUGGCGUAUGUGUUAGACAACCUGCUGCCAACAGGCACAGACGACAGUGACAAGGACACCCCGAUGCUGGCGAGGACCCUGCUGGCGGCCAUCGCGGCGAGUAACCACAGCCCGGACGCACAGGGUCUCCUGGUGCAGGAGGUGAAGGCUGCCCUCAGCAGGGCCCUGGCACUGCCCGAGAGUUCGGACAAGCACACGCGCGUGCAGGCACUGGUGGGGCUGAUCGGCACCAUGAUGGAGGCCUGUCCUCCCACGGGGGGCUUCCAGCAGCACCAGCAAGCGUUCAAGUCUCAGCAGCAGAACAGUAUGAACAACAUGAUCCGGAUCUUCCUGCGGCGAGGCCUGGUGACAGAUCUGGCGCGGAUCCCACACAGCCUGGAUCUGUCCAGCCCCAACAUGGCGACCACCGUCAACGCGGCGCUCAAGCCGCUGGAAACGCUGUCCCGUAUCGUGAACCAGCCCAGCACGAUGGUCGGGAAGAGCGGAGCCAAGGCGAAGGAGGGGACACAGUCCGCAACGGGCGAGGAGACCGGAACCAGCCAGCAGGACACAGAUGUGGAAACGCCCAGAACAGAAGAUGGGGAGCAGGGAACCCAGGAGGACUCCCAGGCCACCCGAGGAGAAGGUGAGGAUAACGAAGGGUUUGCGGAGUCACUGGAGGCGCCGGUGAGUCAGGAGAGCCACACAAACCCCAUGCAGUAUGGCGGCGACCUUGAUGACGUGAUCGACCAGCUUCUGGAGGGCGACACGGAGGACGACAUCCUGGCGGAAACGCUGAUGGUGUCCUCCACACGCCGCAUACAGAGGGAGUCCAACACAGAUUCGCAGGGCCUGGGUGAUUCGCAGCUGACGCAGGACUCCCGCGACGGGGACGACACAGAGAUGGCGAGCGAACAUUCCCAGGAAGGUGUGCGCAGAAACGACAUGGUGGUGGUAGAGUCAGGGGAGGAGGACCAUAACGAUGAUGAUGAUGAUGACGGGGGGUCCAGUGCUGAUGACUCCGGCAGUGAGGAGGAGGAUGAGCAUGAUGAACAGGAGGAGGAGGAGGAAGAAGAGGAGGAUGGAGAAGAUGAGGAUGCGGAGGACGAGGGUUCGGAGAUGGGGAGAACGUUCGACAUCGAUGAGUACGAAGAUGACUCGCUAUUCCGUCUGCAGGAGGGAGAUGAGGACCUGUUUCUCCAGCUGGAGGAGAUGUUCUCCAACGCUGGCGAGGCGUACCAGUGGGGCCUUCCGUCGUCCGUUCGCACGUGUACGUACCCGCUGCCCGUGGCCGUGCAUGACGACAAUGGUAAUGAUGGCUCAGGAACCCCCUCCGCCCCCCCAGCUCCCUCCAUGUCCAUCGCGGUGAGCCACCCCCUGAUGGUGCGCCACGCUGACCACAGCCAGGUGGCCGGGAUCGUGACCUCGUCGGGCCGCGUCCACCGCCUGGGGCGCACCGGGAGGGGCCACCGCCACUACGUCCCCGCCACGCAGACCAUCCACGUGCACUACUCCGGCGGCACGCGCCCGCAACCGCCCGCCAUUCUGCAGAGGUUACUUGGCCCCACGGCAGCUGCGGAUGUCCUGCAGCUGACCCAGCAGACCGGCCGGCAGUACGCCCGCGUGUUCAUCGGCGGGGACGACGUGCGGGUCAUGGCGGGUCAGGAUGAUGACAUCUUCGACGACCUUCUGAACGAGGGCGGUUCUGGGGGCUUCAGCGACGCGGCGCCCAGCACCGGCGCAGGGCUGCUGCAGAACGUGCUGACCGCCCAGAACCGGUGGGCCGAGGAGUGUCGGGUGCUGGACGGGGACGGCGUGCACCAUGUCAUCACUGCUGUGAAGAAGUCAAUCCUUGAGAAGCUGGAAGAGCACUGUAAGAAGGAGCUGGAGGAACGUCAGGAGAAGAAGAAGAAACAACAGGAGGAGGAGGACAAGAAGAAGAAGGAGAAAGAUGAGGAAGAUAAGAAGAAGAAAGAGAAGGAAGCCAAGGAGAAAGGAGAGGCUGCUGGAGCCGAGGGUCGGGAGGGAGAGGCCAUGGAGGUUGGCACCUCGGAGUCCACAGAAACAUCAGACUCUGCCUCCACCCUGCCCGGGUCCCAGUCCCAGGCUUCCAUCGUUGCCGAGAUCAUCUCUGCCGUCGGCGGGCUGGACAACAACGGGCUCGAACCCAGCAGCGAGGCCGCGGAACAUGCGCCGGAAGGGUCCACUCCAUCCGGAGGGGGGGCAGGUGGUGCUGAAGCAGGCUACACAGAACCUUCAGUAUCAGCUGUUACAGCCUCACCUGCAACAGCACCCCCCGCCCCUGUAGUGGCGCGGUCCUACAACGUCUCCGUGACCCCGUCCCUUCCGUUCCCCAGCGACCUGCAACAGCUGGUUGCCGAGGAGACGGCACGGCAGGUCGCGGAAGAGGGGUCGUCGUCACGGCAACCUGCAGAGGAAACAACACCACAGGUUGCCGGGUUCCUGCCUGCUCCCAUGGAGACGAGCAGCAGCACGACCUCGGGGCAGGACGACGUGACGACCUCCACGGACAGCUCGGUCAGCAUCAGCCCCAGCGCGGGGGCGGAGGGCGCGGGAACGGACGCCGCCAUGCCCAUGGACACGUCAGAAACGGCCGGGCAGGAGUCGGCACAGCGGCAGGGGAGCGCUGACAGCGGGACGUCAGCGGGGACCGCGGUAACGGCAGAGGGAGGGGAGGAGCAGGCUGCUGGGCAAACCACAGACGGAGAGAGCAGCGGUACGACGAGCGGCGCCGAUUCGCAGCCCAGCACAAGCACGGGCACCACGGAGGGGUCGGCCUCCAGCUCAGAGACCCCGACAUCCGAGGGGCAGAGCGCCGCGAGCACGGCGGAAACCACACAGGCCGGGCCCGGCAACGAGGAACUUAACUCACUGCUGGGAUCCGAUGUACAGCUUCCUGAGGGCGUUGACCCCUCCUUCCUGGCUGCACUUCCCGAGGAUAUCCGCCAGGAGGUGCUGCGCACACAGCUGGGCAUCAGAAGAACGCCCCCUACCGCGCAGGCGGGGAACAGCAGCGGGAGCAGCACCAGCACGACGGCGCCGGAUAACGUCCAGGUCAGCCCGGAGUUCCUGGCAGCUCUGCCGCCCGAGAUUCAGGAGGAGGAACAACCUGUGGACCCGGCAGGCUUCAUACAGAACCUGCCCAGCUCACUCAGACAACAGGUCCUCGCUGAUAUGGAUGACACAGUUCUGGCCGUGAUGCCGCCGGAGAUCGCCGCGGAGGCGCGGAACCUUCGCCGUGAGCUGGAGGAACGACACCGGCAGCUGAUGCAGGAGCGACUCUUCAGUGCGGCAAGCGGUAGCGUGCUUUCAGCUAUCCUUAGGACUUCAGGUCUGGCCAGUCGGCUGGGAGGGAGAGGGAUCCAUUACAUCCAGUCUGCGUUACCUCAGCACCACCGGAACACCUGGCGCUGGGGCACGCAGCACAACCGGGCAGCAACUGCCACCACGGCCAACCAGGUCCGGCUGCGAGGCCGGCAGCUGUUGGACCACGAGGCGCUGGCGUGUCUGCUGGUUCUACUGUUCGUGGACGAGCCGAAGCUGAACACCAGCCGGCUGCACCGCGUGCUGAGGAACCUCUGCUACCACAACGGCACCCGGCUCUGGGUGGUGCACGCGCUGCUGUCCAUACUGGACCGCACAGGGGACAAUGUGUGCAAGCCCCUCCUGGAGAUCACGGAUGGUUCUGAGAAGGGUUCAGGGAAGAAGUCCCGUCCGUCCAGUUCCUCCUCCCAGGACAUGGCCAUGGACACGCGGACAUCUCAGCCAUCCUGGCUCUCAAUAAGCCUGGACGCAGCCCUGGGCUGCCGGGCAAACGUGUUCCAGAUCCAGAAAACCGGCGGCAAGAAGCACGUGGAACGUCACAGCGGCGCGGUGCACAUACACCCGCAGGCCUCCCCCAUCGUCUGUAGACACGUCAUGGACACUCUCAUCUCUCUAGCCAAGGUUUUCCCUGGACAUUUCAUCCCUGGUAAAGCCAGGGAGGCAGGGACCUGUUCCACCAGUAGUAGUAGUAGUAGUAGUCAAACCCAGGCCAACAAGGUAAAAGAGACUCCUCCGGCCGCAGGCACUGUUGCAACAAACAGAGUAGGUAGUAGUAAAACGGACACGGACUUCUGGGACGUGCUGGUGAAACUGGACUCCAUGAGUGUGGGCAGGAAAGGGAAGGGCACGGCGAAGUCCCACGCGGGCGCGAGCACGAGCGAAUCGGAUCCGAGCGGAGAGAGUUUGGAGACGUCGCCGCUGGGAUCGCUGCUGCAGAUGUUGGCGCACCCGGUGAUCCGGCGCAGCUCGGUGAGUUGGAGUUUAUUGAGAUGCCCUUUAGCUCCAUCCUCCAACGCAGGGACAUCCAACAGCGAAAGCGCCUGUCUAAUUAAACGUUCUCCUCCCGACAAGGUUCUGACCGACAAGCUGCUGAGGCUGCUGUCGCUGGUGUCCAUCGCCCUGCCCGAGGAGAUGAAGAAGGCAGAGGAGCAGGCGAGGGAGGAGGCUGCCAGGAGAGAAGAGAGCAGGACCGAGGAGUCUGCAGCAGAGUCAGGAGCAACUGGAGGUACAGAGGCAGCUGCAGUGGAACAGAGACCAGCAGAACAAACAGUUACUGUACAGUCAACACUCGAGCUGGUGCCAACAGCAACCUCCACCCCCUCCCCCACCCCCAGUCGGAAGGACACAGUCAUCCCCCGCCCCACUUCAACCUCGUCCGUCUUUGAGGAUUCUGCAGGGAGAGCGACAAACAUCAUGCUGGAGAAACAACUCCAGCUGGCUGUAGAUAUCCUGACAUCCCACUCCUGUUCUGAGGAGGGUCUGGAGGAUGCCACCAAUGUGCUCCUGCAGCUGUCCAGAAUAGACAACCAGACGCGGGAGUCAGUGCUGAAACUACUGCUGCAGGGGGGCAGGCAACUCGGCCACACGCUGUGUGAGCAGAUCUUCCAGCUGCUGCAGGAGGUCCGGGACCACAUCUCCAGGCUGAAGCAGACGGGAGCAGAGGGAGGCAUGGAGGAGCUCUCUUCUCCGGAGGAGGCAGGAACAUCUCAGGCUAGACAGCGGGGAGUCAUCUCCAACAGGUUUGACAGCCAGAUGGUGGUCGUUGCUGCCCCCACCAAGGUUAAAGGAGGUCGUGAGCUGCAGCUGCCCAGCAUGGCGCAGCUCACCAGCAAGACGUCCACCCAGAGCUUCUUCCUGCGCAUCCUCAAGGUCAUCAUCCAGCUGAGAGAGGCGGCCAGGAGAGCUGUCAAGAAGGCACGGGACGCCGAGAAGAGACAAGGAGGCCCUAACCUCGGCACCACAGCCUCAAGUGUAGCUUCUGCUGUUGCAGCGUUGGAGGCCGAAGCCGAGGCCAUCAUAGAGAUGGUGGGACGGAGGGAACGAGAGAGGCUGCAGAGGGAGAACUCUGCGCCGGCUGCACCAGGCACGGCAGCCGCAGGGGCCUCCACCAGUACCGAGGACCAGGCUGCACCGGCGGAAGCGCCAGCAGACCCGGCCGCGGGCCCGGCCCUGGGUGACAUCAUCGGGGAGGCACCCAUGGAGCUGGAGCCCCAGGCCACCGGGGCAGCAGCGCCCGCGGCACAAGCACCCGCGGCACAAGAACCCGCGGCACAAGCACCCGCGGCCGAGGAGACUCCUGCACAGACAGAGGAACAACAGGCAGCUGGGAAGAAGGAGAAGGAGGAGGCUGAGGAGCCUGAGCUGCCGAGACUGAGCAGCCAGCUGACCCUUGAGGACCUGUGGGACACCCUGAGCGAGUGUCUGACGGCUCUGUCCUUCAGGAACAUUCUUAAACUCAUCACUUUCCCUUUCGUGCCCUUCAGGAGGCCGAGGAGCCUGAGCUGCACUCUUCACUUUCCCUUUCGUGCCCUUCAGGAGGCCGAGGAGCCUGAGCUGCCGAGACUGAGCAGCCAGCUGACCCUUGAGGACCUGUGGGACACCCUGAGCGAGUGUCUCACGGCGCUGUCCGACACCACGGACCACCACGCGGUGCUGGUGCUGCAGCCGGCUGUGGAAGCCUUCUUCCUGGUGCACGCUGCCGAGAAGGAGAAGAAAACAACAGAGCAGAGACAAUCGGAGAGGCAGCGGCACGACAGCCACCUGAGCGACCACGCCCCCAUGUCGCCGCUCCCGGCCACGCCCGCCGACAGCGGCACCAGUCUGGGGCGUCAGGAGUCCGUCGCCUCCGUCUCGUCUGCAGCAAACAUCACUGGGCUUCCACACGACACGCAGAAGUUCCUCAGAUUCGCAAAAACCCAUCGCACAGUGCUGAACCAGAUCCUUCGCCAGUCGACGCAGCACCUUGCUGACGGUCCCUUCUCCGUGCUUGUCGACCACACGCACAUCCUGGACUUCGACGUGAAGCGGCGGUUCUUCCGGCAGGAGCUGGAGCGGAUGGACGAGGGGAUCCGGCGGGAAGACCUGGCCGUGCACGUCCGGAGGGAUCACGUGUUCGAGGACUCGUUUCGCGAGCUGCACCGCAGGACGCCCGAGGAGCUGAAAAACAGGUUGUACAUCGUGUUUGAGGGAGAGGAGGGCCAGGAUGCGGGCGGGUUGCUAAGGGAGUGGUACCUCAUCAUCUCCAGGGAGAUCUUCAACCCCAACUACGCCCUCUUCACCACAUCUCCAGGUGACAGAGUGACGUACCGGCCAAACCCCUCGUCCCACUGCAACCCCAACCACCUCAGCUACUUCAAGUUCGUGGGGCGCGUCAUCGGCAAGGCCAUCUACGACAACAAGCUGCUGGAGUGUUACUUCACUCGCUCCUUCUACAAGCACAUCCUGGGCAAGAACGUCAAGUACACAGACAUGGAGAGUGAAGACUACCAGUUCUACCAGGGGCUAACAUUCCUGCUGGAGAACAACAUCGAGGAGUCUGGUCUGGAGCUCACAUUCAGCACUGAGAUCCAGGAGUUUGGUGUGACGGAGGUGCGUGACCUGAAGCAGAACGGGCGCAACAUCACUGUGACGGAGGACCACAAGCACGAGUACGUGAAACUCGUGUGCCAGCUCAAGAUGACCGGCUCCAUCCGCAAGCAGAUUGACGCCUUCCUGGAGGGCUUCUACGAGAUCAUCCCGAAACGUCUCAUCUCCAUCUUCAACGAGCAGGAACUGGAACUGCUGAUCUCCGGUCUGCCCAACAUCGACCUGGACGACUUGAAGGCCAACAGCGAAUACCACAAGUACCAGAGCAACUCCCUGCAGAUCCAGUGGUUCUGGAGAGCUCUCAGGUCCUACGACCAGGCGGACCGUGCCAAGUUUCUGCAGUUUGUGACAGGGACGUCCAAGGUGCCUCUGCAGGGGUUCUCGCACCUGGAGGGCAUGAACGGCACGCAGAAGUUCCAGAUUCAUCGCGACGACCGCUCCACCGACAGGCUGCCUUCCGCACACACAUGUUUCAACCAGCUGGACCUUCCUCCCUACGAGACGUAUGAGAAGCUGCACUACAUGCUGAAGAUCGCCAUCCAGGAGUGCUCCGAAGGCUUCGGCUUCGCCUAGCGCCCCCCUCCCCACGCCUUCCACCCUCCUUGUUGCAGAAGUAUGGACAUUGAGUACACAGUAGCGCCCUCGGCCCUGUUAAUACUCCAGACCCGCGGAUGUACAGGGGCCGCCGGAGGCUCGACGUUCCAAAUGUUGCCACGUGUAUGUAUGUGUACAGUCGUCAUGUACAGGACUGGUGACGAUGUGACUUCUGAACCAGAUACGCUAAAGAAAAUUUGACAGUAAAGAUAUUGUUCGAACAUAUUGUUUGUCGGGACAUACACAAUGCUAAUCCGAACGGCCGCCCCCCUCCCCACCCUAGAUACUUACACAAUGGAGACUGUCAUAAAGGGGGAGGGGGGCGGUUACAGCUUACUACGCCGUAACUUCCAGCAGUGCACACUGGGAGAUGAAGUCAGCAUCGCGGACCUCAGGCAAUAACGAUGCUGUUACACGGCCCUACGCGGCCACGGUGCGUCCGUAGUUCACACGAAAGUUGCCGUAGUAGCUAACUCCAGACACUAGUUUUGUAAAGAGAGAUGAUACAGUGGGUUGGGUAAAGAAGAAUAAGAGACUGUCCAUUGCUUUCAAAGCAUUCUGCCUGACGUAUCUUGGUUGUAUUUAAGAUUCCGUGGUUUAGUAGACGUAGCUCCGUUGAAAAUAGGUGUUUUUUCACCUGGUCUAAGAGAUAAAAAUUGCACUAUAAAUGAUGAAAGGUUCAUAUGUUGGAUAUUAUGAAAAGAUAUGUAUUUGAGAACACAUUGUUGCUUAUAGGCCUAUAGAUGUAAGAUUGGACGCAACUUUAGAAAAGCAGAAAGGCACAGCCUACAAAUUCCGAGAUUUUUUCAUUUUUCGUUUUACUGUACUGGUUGACUUAAUAUUGAUGCCGAACUGUUACAUUUGAGGACUCUUGAAAAUUGUUGAGAAGUGAAUAAAUGUCAAAUGUGAGCCAA
Messenger RNA from Branchiostoma floridae (Florida lancelet), 15184 nucleotides. RefSeq names its product E3 ubiquitin-protein ligase HUWE1-like. Gene Ontology annotation, molecular function: protein binding; zinc ion binding; ubiquitin-protein transferase activity. Gene Ontology annotation, biological process: proteasome-mediated ubiquitin-dependent protein catabolic process; membrane fusion; positive regulation of protein catabolic process. Lineage: Eukaryota; Metazoa; Chordata; Leptocardii; Amphioxiformes; Branchiostomatidae. Gene Ontology annotation, cellular component: nucleus; Golgi membrane. The record is from RefSeq and is a predicted model, not a curated record. Bases 141 to 14249 code for a protein of 4702 amino acids. The transcript has 88 exons.